Molecule: messenger RNA, 3577 nt
Organism: Cajanus cajan (pigeon pea)
Lineage: Eukaryota; Viridiplantae; Streptophyta; Magnoliopsida; Fabales; Fabaceae
Source: RefSeq, a predicted model, not a curated record
AAAGGAACCCCUUGUUCCCGCCAUCAAAUACCUCUCACAUAUCAAACCUUGCCGCCAAAUUUCCCAGAUCUAUCACGCAGAAGCCAUGGACACCAUCUCAAGCUCCCGGAAGCGGAACCACUCUUACGGUACAUUCACCCGCAGCAGAUCACAGCUCUUCCUUCACCGCAACCGUUCCGGUCAACUCCGCUUCGAUCCCGUUCCGACACACGACGAUACCUGCGCCGAACUCGUUGGCCUUCGCCGGGCCGCCACGAGUUGCAAGAAACUGAAACGUGACGACGGCGACAUUCCUCGCCCUCUCACCAAGGACCUCCGCGCCAGACGAGUUUACUCUCCCCCGCAAUCCCGCCACCACGAUGAUUCCGAUUGUACGGAUCGGAAGAAAAUGAGCGCCGAUGCUACUGAGACUUCUGACUUGGGGCUUUCUUGCGAGGCUCCGGGUUUUGAUCGGGGGAAUGGUGAAUCGUUAGAGGAGAGCAGGGAUUUGCAAGAUCGCAGGGGAAAGAACGGUGGGGAUUGUUCGGGGAAAAUUGACGGUUUGGAUGGAACGACUCUACCUGAUGCUGAGAUUUGCGGUGGUUCGAAGGUUAACGAAGAUGAGAGGAAACAUGAAGCGGAGGCUCUCGUUAAGGAUACGCCUCAUACUGAUAGCAAGAAGAAUGAUUCUGCUUUUAAGAGUAAAUCUGUUCUUAGACCACGUUUCCAGGGAAAAUUAUAUAAGGCUCCAGGUUCCGUCAAUUACGGAAGGUUGUUUCCGUUUCUAAUGGAUACCGUGGGAGGUGAUUCUGGAACGCGCACGUCACAAUUGGGUUUUUGCCUGAAAGAUGAGGAGAAUGGAGGGGAAUUCCGACCUUUGUCAUCUCCAAGUGAAGAAGCUUCUAAAGCAGAACUCAAGACCGAUGGGUGCACAAUGCCUGGUACUAAUGGGUCAAAAUUGAUAUCUCCCCACUGCUUACAUGAAUCAGAUAUGCUAUUAGAUUCGAAAGAAGUGGCUACUGAGUGUUUAUCUGUGUCACCUGUGGAGGAUAAAUGCUUGAGUGAAUCAAAGGUGGAUGCCGCUGCAGAUUAUGGUGAUAAAAAUGUUGGAUGUGAUUUGCACGAUGAUGACUUUAAGCAAUUGUCUAAGGCUAGUAGUAAUCACAGUGCUUGUGCCUUACUGGAGUUUGGUGUUUUGAAUGAAGAAUGUAUACUGACAACUCCUCCUGAUGCUGAUAUACAUGAUAACUCAAAGGGCAUUGUAGAACAAUUAGAGAGCAUAUCCCAUGAUGAUCGACAUGUCAAACCCAUGGAUUCGACCAGAAGCACUCAGGAAAAUGCCGGUGAAGGGUUUUGUCAGAAAACUUAUAGGGGGAAAGAUUCUCUUAGUAAUAAACCUGUGCCUAGACAACAUUUGCACAGGAAACUUUUUAAAACCCCAGGUUCCGUCAGCUAUAAAAGGUUGCUUCCAUUUCUAAUGGAUCUUACAAAGGACGACACUGGUACAUCCAAAUUUGACCAUCAGACUCAUCGUCAAAAAGAUGAGGCAGAUAUACAUGCAAAGAGGUUCCAACUUCCUUUGUCAUCUCAAAGAAAAGAAGCUUCUAUAGAUGAACACAAGACAGACAGCAGUCCCAUGCAUGGCACAGUUGAGUUUAAUUCUUUGGAAAACUAUGUAUUAGCUAAUCCUUCUAAUGAGUUAUCUCCUGGCAACCAGUCAAAAUCGACAACCCUCCAAGACCUUCCUGAAUUGCCGAUGCAAGUGGAUCCAAAAGAAAUGGUUCGUGAGGGUUUAUCUGCACCCUCUGUCAACGAACAUAUUGAGAAACUUGUGAUUGGUUCUAAAGAUGAACGCUCGAGUGUAUCAGAGUUGAAUCCAAGUUCAGUAACUGUGGAUGAUUUUCACUCUACUAAGAAUGUUGCGCAAAAUGAUGACUUCAAGGAAGUACAGGAUAUGAUAUCCACACAACACAAUAGUGAGUCACCACCCAAAGAUCAAAACAUGCAUAAUAUUAACGGUGAUGACUCUGAUCUUAUAUUUGAGCGUCAUUCAAGUAAAGAAAAAGGAUACACUGUCGAUCAUGAUGAAAGCAAGCAGUUUGUGAAUCCGGAGGAGCGUGAAUGCGUUAGCAGAUGUCCUCCCAAAGGUCAGAGUCUAAGACAAUUGGAUACUAAUUCGAUAGAUGCUGAGGAGAAUGAAACAAGCAGUCAUGCAAUUAUUAGAAAUGAUAAUUGUGUGGUUUUAAAGCAUGGUCGGGUUUCAAAUAAUGUACUAAGAUCACCAUCUGAGAAGAUUGUCUCAGAAAAAUCUGACAUGGCAGGGCACAGUGGUGACAAAGCAUUAAGUGUCCUGAAAGGCAUAAAUGGUUGUCAAACUGAAAAUGGCUCUGAAUCCAAGAUCACGUCGGUUCUUAAACGUUGUCCGCGGAUUAGAUUGUUUAAACAGGCUGGAUCUUUAAACUACAAAAGAUUGCUUCCAUUUCUCUUGAAUACCGUGGAAAAUGAUUCUUGUGCUUCAGUAAAUGAUCGUUACCCAAAACUUCGGAAGUCUAUGGAUCAAACACGUCUUCAACCAAUUUCAACUUCAAACUUGCGACUAACUUCUCUAAGUGAUUCAAAUGGAUGUGUUCCUAUGGAACAUUGUGCUGGCAAUUCUGGUACUCCGCAACAAACAGGGUUGCAUGCAUGUGAUUUCAAUAAUGAUCGUUCAAGCUCAAAAUCUCAAAUUCCUGAAUGUCAAUUAUCUCGCGAUUCAUGCAAAGUGAUUCAACUGCAAGAUGAAAAGAUGAUAUUAAAUGGACUCUGCAAGCUAGAAAAAGGGCCCACACCUGCCUUAUCCAAUUCAUCAGUUUUCUCCGAAGUAAAAGAAAAUAGUCCUUUCUUGAUAUCAUGUAAUGAGAAGUCACCUGAAAGACACGACUGUUGUCAGAGUUUGUCUCAAUUGAAAGUCGUAGAGCAACUUGGAGUUCCUGCCGUUGGUUUCAAAAAAGGAAUUUUAAAAAGAAAUCCAAGAGGAUGCAGAGGGAUCUGCACAUGUUUGAACUGUGUUUCUUUUCGCCUUCACGCUGAAAGAGCAUUUGAAUUUUCUAGAAAUCAGUUGCUAGACGCCGAAGAGGUUGCCCAUGACCUUAUGAAGGAACUAUCUAUUCUAAGAAGUAUGUUAGAAACAUCUGCUGAUAGUGUCAACGACAACCCUGUUUUUGAUGGAAGCCAAGUGAAAGAAGCAUGCAGGAAAGCAUUUGCAGCAGAAGAACUUGCAAAGGACCGUUUCAGUCAGAUGAACGAUGAUCUUAACAUCCAUUGCAGAAUAACGAGCUUGCAGCCACCAAGGGUUACAUUUGCAGUUCACGUUGAAGAAAAAGUCAUUCCACCAGACGGGUGAUUGUCUAGUUGCAGUCUUACACUAGUUAUCCUCUCAUCUUAGAAUUUUGUUUGUAGGAGUGAAAAUACAUUAGGUUGAUGCUUUGAAACAGGAAGUGAGAGCAAGAGCGAAUGAGCAGAGCCUUACAGAUUUUUACUUUUAUUUUUUGUCUUUUUAUUUUUUAUUUUUGGUUGUAAUUUUUGUUAUUGUAAAUACCUUUUUUCCCCAAUGAUAUGA